Anopheles maculipalpis is the source of this 942-nucleotide messenger RNA. RefSeq names its product lysosome-associated membrane glycoprotein 1-like. The record is from RefSeq and is a predicted model, not a curated record. The transcript is spliced from 4 exons. NCBI's taxonomy places the organism in Eukaryota, Metazoa, Arthropoda, Insecta, Diptera, Culicidae. The coding region runs from base 1 to 921 and encodes 306 amino acids. Gene Ontology annotation, cellular component: membrane.
AUGUGCAACGCACAAUCAGAGCUACCACCCGUUACGGCACCAGUUGAAAAGACAACCGAAACCGUGACAAUUGCUCCGGUACCAACGAAUACGACCACCACACCUACUCCUGCUAACACUACUACGACGACGACAUCGACGACGACCACCACAACAACCCCAAAACCGACCACAACCACUGCACCAACUACAACCACGGAACCGGCCCCAUCUACUACGACCGUCGCCCCGAGCCCGAAACCCGUCCCAGAGCCGGACAUGGGCAGCUGGAGCUUCAAGGACACGACGAAAAAUCAAACCUGUGUCAUUGCACAGAUGGCUAUGCAGUUUAACCUGAGCUACGUCGAUGCCAACGAUAAACCUGUGAACGUGCUGUACAAUCUGCCCAAGGAUGCAAUCGUUAAGUCUGGCGAGUGUUCGAACCUUACCGACUAUAUCGAGCUAAGCUGGGCAAUGGGCAAGCAGAGCAACAACUACAGUUCGCUGCGUCUAGACUUUGCAAUGAAUGUAACCGAGCACGAGUUUGCGUUUACUGGUUUGCUUUUGCAGCUGCCCGUUGUUGGUGAUGCAUUCCCAAAUGCUAAGCCGUUCCAGCAGCUCGUACUAAACAACAACCAAACACUGUUCAAAACACCCGCUGAAAUGUCCUAUCACUGCAACAAGGCACAGAUGCUGAACCUUACCUCGAGCGCUACUGGACUCGGUGUCCCAACGGUAACCAUUACUAAGCUUCAGCUGGAAGCGUUCCACCGGAAGAUCGAUAGCAAGUUUUCGAUCGCCAAGGAUUGUGAGGCUAUCGAUACGCCCGACAUUGUACCGAUCGCGGUCGGUUGUGCCCUGGUAACGUUGAUCAUUAUCAUGCUGAUUGCCUAUCUGGUCGGACGUAACACCGCUAACAAUAACGGAUAUCUGAGCAUGUAAAUGGUGCUCGUAUAAGCGUAU